AUGCCAACAUUACAAGAUUUAGAGCAAAUAACUACUCCAGAGGAAAUAUUGAUUCCAAGCGAUAAUAACAUAAAACAAAACAUUCUGAAAACCGUAUUAUACGUCAUACAGCAUGGCUCUAGUUUUGAAGAAAAUAUUUACUCUAAGGAACCUGGAAAAUUCUCUUUUAUAAACCCUGGCGAUAUGUACUACGAGUAUUAUAGGUAUAUCACUGACCAUUCAUUAGCAAACACAGGAGAACAGAAGGACACACAUCUUUCUUUGAAUUCAAAUGAAGAAAGGCAGAAUCCUAACAUUAUAAAACCACAUGAUUCAUUAUUUAGUUCAUAUAAGAACACCUAUAUUUCUAAAAAAGAUUUGGAAAUUAUCAAGGCCACAGCUGUGAUGUGUGCUACCUACGAUGACACUACCAAACUCACCAAUAGAAAAACAACUUACUCCAAAAUAUACGAAAGAUAUAAAGAUAAUCCACAAUUUGAAUUUAUGGAAGCUGAACAUUCGUUGUACUCAACCUUUAAAUCUUUUGUGGAUCAAUAUACAUUGUUGUUCAAUAAAGGAAAAAGUAUUCAAACAAUUAAAGAUUUGAAAACUGCACCUUUUAAAGAAAAUUUUAUGGAAAAGUGUUUCGAAAGGGCAUAUUAUAAUGAGUAUAUACAGGAGAAAAGAAUAAGUGAUAAUAACUUCAAAGAAAAUAUCAAAUUGAGGUUUGCUGCAAUAGAUUGGGAUGUUUUUAAGGUAAUAGAUGUAAUUACUCUUGAAGAUACUGUAGAAGAGAAGGGAAGAGACCUCGAGACUUCUGGGAAAUUUAAACCUGCAUUAAAUUUUGACGAUUUAGCCAAAAAUGUGUUGUUGAGUUCACAGUCAAAUAUACUAUCCAAAUAUUUUGAAGAUACCGAAAAAGAUGGUCUAUUAAAGAUUGCAAUGGAAAACAAACAAAGAAGAAGAAGAAAGAAAAGAAAUAUCAUUAUUAAGGAAGCAGGAGCAACCAGAUUAACUUUACAAGCCUCUGAAUCAAUUAAUGGAGCAGUCGAAAAUGACAAUAGUGAUUUAUCUGAACAGGUAAUGUGUCCAAUAACCGGCAAAUCCAUACCUGCAGUUCAUUUUGAAGAGCAUUUAAGAACAUUAUUGCAUGAUCCAAAUCAUAGAGAGGAAAUAAAGAAAUAUGAGGAUAAAAACAAGUUAACUAAUUUAUCAGAAAAGGACGUAUAUGAAAACAUCAAGAAAUUGAUCCAAAAGGAAUCACUGAAAGAUGACACUACUACUACGACUGAAAUGGUGAAAAAGAAACGAAAAAUUUUAUGGGAUGGUCAUAAAAAUAGUGUAAAAUACCUCCAACCACGAAAGUAA
This is a messenger RNA of Saccharomycodes ludwigii, 1347 nucleotides long. RefSeq names its product Prp21p (gene PRP21). Gene Ontology annotation, biological process: mRNA cis splicing, via spliceosome; regulation of alternative mRNA splicing, via spliceosome. Gene Ontology annotation, molecular function: RNA binding. NCBI's taxonomy places the organism in Eukaryota, Fungi, Ascomycota, Saccharomycetes, Saccharomycodales, Saccharomycodaceae. Gene Ontology annotation, cellular component: U2-type prespliceosome; U2 snRNP; catalytic step 2 spliceosome. The transcript has a single exon. The record is from RefSeq and is a predicted model, not a curated record. Bases 1 to 1347 code for a protein of 448 amino acids.